CAGUUAAAUCCUGUCGUAUUAUUCUCUCUGAAAUGGACGAACAAACCCAUCAACUGCAACCCCAAAACUCAUCCUACGAGCUAUUGACACCUGCACCUUCAUUUCUUCCACUGCAUCCUCAGUUACCAGUCGAUGAUAUUGACUGGAUUUCUCUUCUUUCGGGUCAAGUGGGCGAUCAGAAUAAUAGGCCGAUGAUGAUGGGAAGUGGUUCUGAUGGAAAAGGAGCCGAUCAAGAGAAAGAAAAGGGGAAUGAUAAGCCUAGAAAGAGUAGCAGAAUGAUGAAACGUAGCAGCAGGCCGAGGUUCGCUUUUCAAACAAGAAGUGCUGAUGAUAUUCUUGACGAUGGCUAUCGUUGGAGAAAAUAUGGCCAGAAAGCUGUCAAGAACACCUCUUUUCCCAGGAGUUACUAUAGGUGCACAUACCACACAUGCAACGUGAAGAAGCAAGUGCAGAGGCUAUCGAAGGACACAAGCAUUGUAGUCACCACUUACGAUGGCAUUCAUAACCAUCCCUGUGAGAAGCUCAUGGAAACCCUAACUCCUCUACUCAAGCAAAUGCAGUUUCUUGUAAGGUUCUAACAAAUAUAUAAGUCCAUAAAUAUAUAAUCAUCUAAUAUUAUGUUUCAACAACAAAUCAGGUCAUAUUAUAUGUUGUUAAUACUCUAUUCAAUUCUACGCAUUUGUCAAAAUUCAAUAUGUAAAUCUAUAUGUAAAAAUAGAUGUAAAUGCCAUUAAAAGGCGACAAACUUCUUAUACUACCUUGUUUAUACUAUUCUGACACGAUGACUUGAUCUAUA
Messenger RNA from Mercurialis annua (annual mercury), 796 nucleotides. Its product is annotated as probable WRKY transcription factor 43. The record is from RefSeq and is a predicted model, not a curated record. The coding region runs from base 33 to 578 and encodes 181 amino acids. Gene Ontology annotation, biological process: regulation of DNA-templated transcription. Lineage: Eukaryota; Viridiplantae; Streptophyta; Magnoliopsida; Malpighiales; Euphorbiaceae. The transcript has 2 exons. Gene Ontology annotation, molecular function: sequence-specific DNA binding; DNA-binding transcription factor activity.